UCCACCUUCUUGUUCUUCUUCACUGGUCUUCCUCGUCCUCGUCUCUCUGUUACUCUCAUCAUCGUCAAUGGCUGCUAAUAAUAACGAGUUGGCAUCCAGUGAAGAAGUGAUCAGACUCCCGGGAGUUACAGGCCCUGAAAGCUUAGCCUUCGACUGCAACGGUGACGGCCCGUAUGUCGGUGUCUCCGAUGGUCGAAUUCUCAGAUGGAAUCGAACUCUUAAACAAUGGUUCGAGUUUGCUCUCACUUCACCACACAGGGACAGGAAAUUAUGCGAUGGGUCAACAGAUCCAAACAAGGAACCUAUAUGUGGGAGGCCAUUAGGACUCAAAUUUAACAAGAAAACAUGUAAUCUUUACAUAGCAGAUGCAUACUUUGGCCUCUUAAUGGUUGGUCCUAGUGGUGGUGUGGCUCAACAACUAGCCAUUUCUGCUAGUGAUGGCUCUCCCCUCCACUUCGUCAAUGCCUUAGACAUUGAUGAGAAAUCUGGUGUGGUUUAUUUCUCAGAUACCAGCACUCUAUUCCAAAGAAGGGAAUACCAAUUGGUAGUCCUUACAGGAGACAAAACAGGAAGAUUGCUUAAGUAUGACCCAAGUAGUAAGAAAGUACAAGUCUUGGUCAAAGGCUUAGCAUUCCCAAAUGGUGUGGCUUUAAGCAAGGAUUGUUCAUUCCUUCUGUUAGCAGAAUCAACUUUUAACAUUAUUCACAAGGUCUGGCUUACAGGUUCUAAAGCCUACAAUUUAGAACUUUUUGCAUUGCUUAAAAGGUCCCCAGAUAAUAUCAAGACAAACAAGAAGGGAGAUUUCUGGGUGGCACUGAAUAGUUACAGGUCAGUGCUUCCAAAUACAGAUCACAAUGAAAUUGUGCAGGAGGAGGAUCAAAAUCCAUGGUGGAUAAAACAAGACCCUGUUGCAGUGAAGUUUGAUGGGAAUGGAGAGACUUUGGAGGUUCUGGAUGGAGGAGGAGGCCAAAAGCUUGACUCUGUCAGUGAAGUUGAAGAAAAUGAUGGGAGGUUGUGGAUAGGAUCUGUUCGUAAAGAUUAUGUUGCUAUAGUCAAUAAUAUCUAGCUUCUCAACAUAAGUUGUAAUCAGAAGGACCUUUCAAAGUAAACAGUAUGUUUCUAUAGUCAAUAAUAUCUGGAUUUUCAUUAUUGUUGUAAUCAAAAAGGACCUUUCAAAUUAAUGCUGCUGCAGUUAUCUAGUUCUCAUUCAUCAGUGAUUGUUAUUAGGGACAGUUAUAGCCAUCUUCAAUUAGCCAUAUAUAGCACACUGUCUGCAUGCUAC
Messenger RNA from Prosopis cineraria, 1282 nucleotides. Its product is annotated as protein STRICTOSIDINE SYNTHASE-LIKE 10-like. Gene Ontology annotation, biological process: biosynthetic process. The coding region runs from base 68 to 1066 and encodes 332 amino acids. The transcript is spliced from 3 exons. NCBI's taxonomy places the organism in Eukaryota, Viridiplantae, Streptophyta, Magnoliopsida, Fabales, Fabaceae. The record is from RefSeq and is a predicted model, not a curated record. Gene Ontology annotation, molecular function: strictosidine synthase activity.